AUGAAACAACUAACAAAGAACAAAAUAAAAGCAAAUUUGCCCUUUCAGGUUGUUUUAUACAUUAAUGUCUGGCUGUUUCCAGUCUGGUUGUUGAUAAGCAUUACUAAUUUGGAUCUCAAAUAUAAUAAUGUGUCAAAUGUUCAUAAUACGAUAAUGCUAAUAAUAUUCCUAAUACUUUUGGUGUCUGAUAGUUUGAAGUUAUAUUUGGGAUAUGUUGGAAAUCUUGGUGGGAAGAUUUCAGAAUUGGCAGCGUGUUGGUUGAUUGCAACACUGAUACAACUUCCUUUGGAGAUGUUUCUUAUCUUUCAUUAUGGAACGUUGUUUCAAUGUAACAAAGUAUUUGUCGACUGUUUCCUGAUUUGCCUCCUUUUUCUUGAGGUUAUAACAGGUGCAAUUGCCUUGAAGAAUUUGGCAGAUCUUCAUGCGAGAACAUUUUAUUUGAUGCAGUUAUAUAACAUGCACAAGAGUUAUUAAUUUAUUAUACAUUUUACUAUGGUAGAUGCUAUCAUUAAAUUUUCUUAUUUCCGA
Messenger RNA from Dufourea novaeangliae, 528 nucleotides. Its product is annotated as transmembrane protein 17B-like. Gene Ontology annotation, biological process: non-motile cilium assembly. Lineage: Eukaryota; Metazoa; Arthropoda; Insecta; Hymenoptera; Halictidae. Gene Ontology annotation, cellular component: ciliary transition zone. The transcript has 3 exons. Bases 1 to 474 code for a protein of 157 amino acids. The record is from RefSeq and is a predicted model, not a curated record.